Dendrobium catenatum is the source of this 625-nucleotide messenger RNA. Its product is annotated as diphthamide biosynthesis protein 3. The transcript is spliced from 2 exons. Bases 105 to 350 code for a protein of 81 amino acids. The record is from RefSeq and is a predicted model, not a curated record. Lineage: Eukaryota; Viridiplantae; Streptophyta; Magnoliopsida; Asparagales; Orchidaceae. Gene Ontology annotation, cellular component: nucleus; cytosol. Gene Ontology annotation, biological process: tRNA wobble uridine modification; protein histidyl modification to diphthamide. Gene Ontology annotation, molecular function: metal ion binding.
UAUUUAGCCGCGCCUCUUUGAUUUCCCGUUCCAUUGUGUUGCUUCUGUUGGCGUUCCUUCGGAGUAUACUGCUAAUCACCGAGGCUCGUCGGCGAUCAUCGGAGAUGUCUUACGACGACGUAGAGAUCGAGGACAUGGAAUGGAGCGAGGAAAUCCAGGCGUUCACGUACCCUUGUCCCUGCGGCGAUCUCUUUCAGAUCACCAAGGAGGAACUCCGCAUCGGCGAGGAAAUCGCUCGCUGCCCUAGCUGUUCUCUUUACAUCACCGUUAUCUACAAUCCCGACGACUUUAGAGAUUCCUCUGAAGAAAGGCCUCCAUCCGAGCAGCUAAAGCCUAUCGCGGUAUCCUAAGCGUUGCUGGCAUACGCCGCCAGGUUAGCUGCCUGCAUAUACUCUGCAAUAUUGUUCUCUAGCUGCUCCUGAUUCCUUGUGUACCACUGUUAUAAGAGUUUUAGGUUUUUAAAGCUGAUGUAACACUAUUUUCUUUAACAUUCAUGUCAAUUUUGUUGAACUAUGUAGUCUAAAUGAGAUGAGGCUUUUACCUAUAUAUUAUUUAUAGUUCCCGAAAACAACAUUGUUUUGAGUUUGUUUAAAAUUUAGCUAUCUAAUCUGCCGUUUUGAUGCGA